Molecule: messenger RNA, 2831 nt
Organism: Anarrhichthys ocellatus (wolf-eel)
Lineage: Eukaryota; Metazoa; Chordata; Actinopteri; Perciformes; Anarhichadidae
Product: zinc finger protein 594-like
Exons: 2
Coding region: 1848-2615 (255 amino acids)
Source: RefSeq, a predicted model, not a curated record
UUUUAUACAUAAAAGACGAAUCUGAAUAUUCAUAAUGUCUCGUCGUCCCAAAAAAACCUAAAACAUUCCGUUUGCUGUAAAUUAUCUUAUAAAGCAGCAAUAUUUCGCAUUUUUGCAUAAAAAAACCCAAACGAAACUUUUCAGUCAGUUUCCGAUGCUGCUGGUUGAGUUCCUGUUUAAACCCAAACGAUCACGUUUACUAUUUGUAUAGAAAUUUAAAUUUUUGAAAAGUGAUGAAAGAAUUCCUAAAUGUUGUCGUUCAUUCAUCGCUGUAACAUUUGUGUUGACGCGGUGGAGCUCAUUCAAUCCACAGAUGACAAUAAACUUAACCUUUGACCUCCUGGUGAACUUCCUGUGGAUCUCUUGUUUCUAACCAUCGUCACACUGGAUCAGUUGGAUCGGGGGGGGGACCAUUAGACUGAAGCACAUUGUUGGUUCUGAUGAGCUGUGAGAGUGAAUGUAUGAAUGUAUGAUCAGUGGUGGAAUAAUAAAAGUACUUAAAUACAAAUUCAAUUUUCCAUUUUAUUCAACUUUGUACUUCCACUACAUCUCAGAGGUAAACUGUAAACAUGAUGUUUCAAACACUUCCUAACUACACAAACAGAGUAUAAAGGAGUUCAAAUGAGCUGCAGCAGGAAGGAUGAUCCAAACAAAGAUACAUAUGUAAUAGUACAACACUAACAGGGAUCAUGUUUCUGAUAAUUAGUUCUGUUAUUACUAUUGUUUGUAGUCCAAUGACCUCAUUUCCUGUUCUUCAGUUCAGUGAGCGAUGAACUGAAGUCCGGCUGAACGUGUGAGGUGAGAUGUGAAGCUGAUGGUCAGUGAGAGAGGAUCUGAUCUGGAUUAGUUAAACUUCAUUUGUUCACAUGUGGAGGUCGAUCCAAAGAGAAGCAACAUCUUCUGAGCAUGUUGCUUUAGCAGCUUAUAAAGCCUCAGAUGUCCGUGCCGCUCUGCAUCCGUCACGUUUUAGUAUUCCUCCGAGUGUUUUGUCUCGUGAUGACGAUUCAAAUUGUAAUCCGAUCUGUUCUCCACAAACUAAGCACGCAGCUUUACCUUUGACCUCAGCAGAGAAAUACUUUAAAGUCCAUGUUUUGUCAAAAACUCUACACUCUGUAUCACUCUUUUUUUUAACACAGGCCGACAUGUUUAAGAGGUUAUAGUUCUCUAAAAGAAGUGUAUUCAAGCGUAACUUAUAUUUGAAGAAGUUAAUAUAAUAUUGCUGUAACUUAAGAACAAUGCAUCUUUUUUUCUGUACUCCUAGAAAAUAAAUCACACCAGAGUUGACUACAACAUGAAUUACAUCUUAACAGGUAAUUUAAUGACAUCCAAGCAAAAGAUUCCGUGAAGAGGCCCAGUUUGUGGUUGAAAGCUCCAGAAGCAGCAACUUAUUUGGAUCUUGUGUUGACAUUAAUGCUCAAUGAAUGUAAGUAUAUUCAAUCAUUUAACUUCCUGUCUGUGUUUUUAUGAGGAAGUCUGUCAUUUCAGUAACACUUUUAUUUUGAAAGUCAGCAGCGGAUGUGCCCCGGAAACUGAGGCUAACUUCACAGUUUGUGACCAAGAUGGCGUCUAUCAGAAACACGUCUGUUAGCAGAGUCUCUGUGUUGUGUUCACUGAGUGUGUGUGAGCUCCAUCUUGGUCUCUGUGUGUCCGGAUAAACCUUCUGAAUGGACUUUUCUCUCAACGUGUUUCCUCUGACUCAUCUCCCGGUAGCCUACAAAGCUAUUGAAGUUAGCUUAGCAUGCUAGCUGGAAACAGACCGACGGGGACGGAAGUGAUCCACACAGCGCUAGUCAGAGUUUAAUGAGAGUAAACGGUGUUUGUGACGCAGUUUGUGUGGUUGUGUGGAAAUGUCUAAAGUCCAAAUGCUGAGAUGUUUAGUCAACCAGCGACUAACUGCGGCUGCUGAAGAGAUAUUUGGUGUGUUUGAAAGAACGAUAGCAGAGUACGAGGAGGAACUCUCUCGUUCAAAAGAGGAGAACGAGCGACAACGGAGACUACUGGACGCUGUUUUCAUGCCUCAGCUUCGGUCACACAGAGCAGACGUCCAGCAGCUGUUGGUGGUUAAAGAAGAGGUUCCCCCUGAGCAGCAGGAGUGGAGCUCCAGUCUGGACCAGGAGGACCCAGAGCCCCCACACAUUAAAGAGGAACAGGAGGAACUCUGGACCAGUCAGGAGGGAGAGCAGCUUCAAGGUCUGGAGGAGGCUGAUAUCAAGUUCACAUUCACUCCUGUGAAGAGUGAAGAUGAUGAAGAGGAAGCUCAGUCCUCACUUCAUCAAAGACAAACUGAACAGAUGGAAACAGAAGGUGAUGGAGAGGACUGUGGAGGACCAGAACCAGACAGGAACUCAGAUCCAGAUAGACAUUUCCAAUUAUCCAGCAGUGACAAAGCCUCACAAUGUAACAAACAAGAAACUGAUGACUGGAAGGAGACCAGAGAACCUCAGUCAGGUUUAAACUCUCUGAAUAAUGAAUUUUCUGUCGGUGGUUCCAGAUGUAGUGCUGGAGAGAAACCAUUUCGCUGCUCUGAGUGUGGGAAGAGAUUUGGCAAAGGAAGAUGUCUAAAGAGACGCAUGAUAAUUCACAUAGGAGAGAGACCAUUCAGCUGCUCACUUUGAUUUAUACAAAAAGUACAUCUGGCAGACCACAUGGCCCGUCACACUGGGGUGAAACCGUUUAGUUGCUUAGUUUGUGGUAAAGGAUUUAUACAAAAGCGAGAGCUGACUUUCCACAUGGCACGUCACACAGGGGAGAAACCAUUCAGUUGCUCAGUCUGUAAGAAGUCUUUUGCACAGAGAGGGAAUUUACACACACAUGAGAAUCCACACACGAGA